AUGUGGUUGCUGCCACAACUUUGUCUAAGAUACGAGGUGGAUCCUCUGCCUUCUGAGAUAAAAAGAAUGAUUAAAAGGAUGGUUAGGUUGAGCAUACUACUGACAGACUGCAUUCCUAAUAGCUGCAUAAUCAACAUUUAUGAUGAAGGAGACUGUAUUCCUCCGCACAUAGAUCACCAUGAAUAUGUAAUGCCCUUCUGCACGGUGACCUUCAUGAGCCGAAGUAACAUUUUGUUUGGAAAAGAAAUCGAUGUUAUUGGCCCUGGGGAAUUCAAAAGAUCCAUCAAGAUUCCACUACCAGUGGGUUUAAUACUAACUCUAAAAAGAAACAAAGCAGAUCUUACCAAGAACUGCAUUCCGGGAGUACGACACCGUAGAGUUUCUGUGACAUUCAAAAGAAUGGAUGAUAGUAAAGUGCCGCAUGGGUUCCGUCCAGACCCAGAAUUGGAAGAGCUGCACCCAUACAAUCGAUGA
Phalaenopsis equestris is the source of this 474-nucleotide messenger RNA. RefSeq names its product RNA demethylase ALKBH5-like. The transcript has a single exon. Lineage: Eukaryota; Viridiplantae; Streptophyta; Magnoliopsida; Asparagales; Orchidaceae. Gene Ontology annotation, biological process: mRNA catabolic process. Bases 1 to 474 code for a protein of 157 amino acids. Gene Ontology annotation, molecular function: mRNA binding; demethylase activity. The record is from RefSeq and is a predicted model, not a curated record.